Molecule: messenger RNA, 500 nt
Organism: Drosophila takahashii
Lineage: Eukaryota; Metazoa; Arthropoda; Insecta; Diptera; Drosophilidae
Gene: ND-15
Product: NADH dehydrogenase (ubiquinone) 15 kDa subunit
Source: RefSeq, a predicted model, not a curated record
GCUUACCAACACCGUCAGCUGACAGCUGUCAACCGUUCGACUCGUCUGGUCACACUCGGAGCUCGAGAUAAAAACACAAAAUAAUUGUUUUCAUCGCGAAUUGCCAGGAAAUUAAGACAAAAUGUCGCUGACUCCCUUUUUGCGCCUGCCCCUCACGGACCUGACUGGCUGCCUGAUUAACCACCAGACCUACGACAAGUGCGGCAAGUUCGAGAUGAAGAUGAUGGAGUGCUUCGAGGCGUACGGCCUGGAGCGCGGAAAGCGGGAGUGCGCCGACCUGAUCUCCGACUUCCAGGAGUGCGUGGGCAUGCAGAAGCAGCUGAUGCGUUUCCAUGCUAUGAGAAACGAGCGCUACAAGCAGUGGCUGAAGGGAGAGCGCAAGGGCCAGGAGUUCUUCGCGGAUCCUCCGCGCGUGGAUGCCUAUUAAACGGGGAGCCUAUUGGGUAAUUCCAUAUUGAAUAGCCGCAAAUUGUGUAAAAAUAAAGAAAAUUAAAUUCGAA